CCACCCGAUCGGUCAAACGUUACAGUGCAGAGAGAGAGAAUGGGGCAAGGGAGCUCGAGACCAGGCGUAACAGACUCCUCUUCCGACGACACCGACGGCACGGCUUCUUCAUCGCGCUUGUCCCGUCUUAAGCAGCGCCUCCACAUUCAUCGCCCCCACCUCCACCACCACCACAGCGGCAGUGGUUCAGAUAACCAGCAAUCGAAGUUGCUAACGAAAAACGAUUUCGCUGGCAUAGCCCUCGUAAAACUCAUAAGUGCGGAGAUGGCAUUCGAGGACAAGUGGCUUGCUUGCAUUUCCUUCGGGGAACAGACUUUCCGAACUGGCGUCUCUGAUCACUCAAACAAGCCCAUUUGGAACUCUGAAAGGAAACUUCUCUUGGAAUUGAAUGGGCCUCAGGUUGCAAGGAUAUCUGUAUUUGAGACAAACAAACUGUCCAAGAGCAACCUGAUUGGUUACUGUGAAAUUGAUAUAUUUGAAUUUCUUACUCAGUCUGAACCAAUGAUCAGGCAUGGAAGUCAGGCCACACAGGCUUCUGAUUCUGACCUCAAGGUAUUUAAGUUGUUAGAUCCAUCUUCUCCUGAUAUUGUGGUUGGAAAGAUACAUUUUUCUUGUUUCAUUGAGGAUCCAAUUGAAACGGAAAAAAGUUUUGCAAGACGAAUCUUGUCUAUUGUGGAUUAUAAUGAAAAUGGAGAGCUCUCAUUCUCUGAGUUCUCUGCCCUCAUCAAUGCAUUUGGCAACCAACACGCAGUUGCUAAGAAAGAAGAGCUUUUUAAAGCAGCUGAUCAGAAUGGGGAUGGUGUAGUUAGCAUGGAUGAGUUGGCUACCCUUCUUGCCAUUCAUCAAGAGAAGGAACCACUAAUGACUUGCUGCCCUGUUUGUGGUGAAACUCUUGAUGUUUCAGAUAAGCUGAACAAUAUGAUUCAUUUGACCCUGUGCUUUGAUGAAGGGACUGGAAAACAGGUUAUGGCUGGGGGAUUCUUGACUGAUAAACAGGCUUCAUAUGGGUGGAUGUUUAAACUUAGCGAAUGGGCUCAUUUUUCCUCUUAUGGCAUUGGUUUGAAAUCUGGUUCAAGUGCUUCACACAUUGUGGUUUUUGAUCGGAGGACAAAGAGGCUAGUGGAGGAACUAAUUGAUGGAAAGAUUGUUCUCUCCAUGAGAGCCAUCUAUCAGUCUAAAUUUGGACUUGGCCUUAUGGACAAAGGAGCAAAAGAACUCUUGCAGAACAUUUCAGAAAAGCAGGGAAAGAAAAUGAACUCUACUGAAUCUGCUAAAGAUAUACCAAAGUUCAUUGAAUUUUUUAAGGAUCAAAUCAACUUGGCCGAUUGCAAGUACCCGUUGGAGCACUUUAAGACAUUUAAUGAAUUCUUCAUAAGAGAGUUACGGCCUGGUUCAAGACCAAUUGCUUGCAUGGAACGUGAUGAUGUUGCUGUAUGUGCUGCUGAUUGCCGUCUACUUGCAUUCCAAAAUAUUAAAGACAGUCUUCGUUUUUGGAUUAAGGGUCGAAAAUUUUCUAUUCAUGGUCUUCUGGGAAAAAGACAUGUUCCUGCUUUCAUGGAUGGAUCCUUGGUUUUAUUCCGGCUGGCACCACAGGAUUAUCAUCGAUUCCAUCUCCCAGUAUCUGGAACCAUUGAAAACUUCGUUCAUAUACCUGGAUGCCUGUAUACAGUUAAUCCUAUUGCCGUAAAUAGCAAGUAUUGCAAUGUAUUUACUGAGAACAAGCGGGUGGUAUCUAUUAUCUCAACAAGAGAUUUUGGAAAGGUAGCAUUUGUUGCAAUUGGAGCUACAAUGGUUGGCAGUAUCACCUUCACCAAAAAUGAGGGGGACUAUGUUAGGAAAGGAGAUGAGUUUGGAUAUUUCUCAUUUGGUGGAAGUACUGUCAUCUGUGUAUUUGAAAAGGGUACAAUAGAAAUAGAUGAGGACCUCUUGGCAAAUAGUGCAAGAUCACUUGAAACCUUAGUUUCUGUUGGAAUGACAUUGGGUGUAGCCACAAAGAAAACUCUUGAAUCUGGGUCACCAGACAUGGUGAAAUGUGUUUUACAGGAUUGAGAUUGCAUUGCUAUUCAGACUCAUUGUUAUCUUUGAACUUGGGUAAAUUUUAUACUGUAAGGCUAGGAGAAUUGUUGUGAAUAUACAGCGGACAGUUCUUUUCUUACUAAUCCUGUAGCAAGCUAAGCCCUCUGCAAGGAGGAGAUGCUCAUCUUCCUUUGCAAAGUUGGCCACCACAAUUCUAGAUGCUACUGUUAUGCUAAUCAGCAGGUAGUUGUCAGAAACAGUAGGCAUUGCCUAUCUCCACCUUCAUUUGUAAACCAAUGCACACUACCGAAUCCAAUCAUGUAAUAUUUAGAUGUCAUCCCCCUAUCUAGUAACAAGUUUCAGUUACCUCGUGACCUCUAAACUCCAUAUCGAACAUAGCUGUUUUGGUAUACUAGUAGACUAGCAGUUAAGUAUGGUGCAGUCUAUUAUGUAAGAAAAUUUCAUCACAUUGUAUAGAUAUAGACUACUGCAUUCUAUUCUUGCCGU
Molecule: messenger RNA, 2523 nt
Organism: Diospyros lotus (date-plum)
Lineage: Eukaryota; Viridiplantae; Streptophyta; Magnoliopsida; Ericales; Ebenaceae
Product: phosphatidylserine decarboxylase proenzyme 2-like
Biological process (GO): phospholipid biosynthetic process
Molecular function (GO): calcium ion binding; phosphatidylserine decarboxylase activity
Source: RefSeq, a predicted model, not a curated record